Acanthosepion pharaonis is the source of this 972-nucleotide messenger RNA. The record is from the annotation of a GenBank genome assembly. NCBI's taxonomy places the organism in Eukaryota, Metazoa, Mollusca, Cephalopoda, Sepiida, Sepiidae.
AUGUACUGUCGGCUGACUGGGGUUACGAACAGCGCUUACGACAAUUUGGUAAUCAAGACCACCCCUGUGGAAAUACAGGCUGGUCAACUUUGUGAAUAUUGCGACUCGAAAGUACCUGACCAGUCCCACCCGGCCAGCUAUGCUGUGGACGGAUCCGAAAAAUGGUGGCAGAGCCCGCCCUUGUCCAGAGACGUUUGUUCACGUCGCAAAUUUGAAAUUAUCUGCACGCCUGAACAUAUCCACACACACGCAAUCGUUCGUCUAUCGUUCUAUUUCUUCUCUUUCUCCCUCUCUCACUCCCUCUCUCUCCGCCCACAUUCUCACUUUCUCGAUUUUAUACACAUUUUUUUUCUCUCUCUUCGCUUUCUUUAUUCAUACUCUCGUUUUGUCUUUUCACACGCUAGAUCUUUCUUAUACUCUGUCUUUUUCACAUUCUCUCUUUACACACGUUCAUUUUACAGACGCCCUUUUUUCACUCACUUUCUUUACACACUCUCUCUCUUUUUACGUUUUCUCUCUUUUUCACAUUCUCUCUCUAUUUUUAACCUUCUCUCUUUCUUUUUUCACCAUCUUUCUCUUCACGUUCUCUCUCUCACUCUCUCUCUCUCUCUCUCUUCACACUCUUUAAACUCGUUCAUUUUAGACGUCCUCUCUUUUCACUCCCCUUCUAUACAUAUCUCUCACGUUUUCUCUCUCAUUUCCACGUUAUCUCUUCGCUCUCUCUUUGAUUCUUUACUUUUUAUUUCAUUUCUCCCCCCCCUCUCUCUCUCUUUAGUUUCGCUGUCUUCCUUCAUUUUCUCUCUACUUUUCAUGUUCUCUUUCUCUUUUUCUCUCUGUAGACGUCUGCAUGCCCACUCUUUCUCUCUCUCUCUCUUUGCCUUUCUUCUUCUUCUUCUCCCAGUCUUUAUUUUCUUUCUGCUCUUGCAAAUGAACGCAGUCACUCUCGAACGAAGAUCUAGAACUGUGUCCUGA